Oikopleura dioica is the source of this 2859-nucleotide messenger RNA. NCBI's taxonomy places the organism in Eukaryota, Metazoa, Chordata, Appendicularia, Copelata, Oikopleuridae. The record is from the annotation of a GenBank genome assembly.
AUGAGUAUCCGCCUUGAUCAAAUUACCGAAGACGAUGUCGGCAAUUCUCGCCAGAAGAAAAAGUCGAAGGUCACCAAGAAAGAGGAAUCUGUCGAUCUCGAUGCCCUGCUCAUGGCUGGAGAAACUCUCAACAAAGAAAACACUCCUCCAUCUUUUCCAAAACGCUCCGUGGGCUCAGACUGGAGCGAUUCGGAGGACGAAGCUCCUCCUCCACCAAAGCGCUCCACUCGAGCCACCAAGGCUAAAGCUCAAGAUCCAGUCAAAACCAAGGCUCGUGGAAAGACUGCUUCCAAAGCAGAACCCAAGCCUAAGAAGAAAAAGACAGUCAAGGAGCAAGUUUCCGAGGAAGAUGAAGAACCACGGUCGCCGAUGAAGAAGAGAACUAGAGCCGGUCGCGCGAAGGCUGCAGAAGCUCCAAAGAAAGAAUCAAAGUCGAAGAAAGCCAAAGCCACAAAAGAGGUCAAAUCGAAAUACUUCAAGGCCGAAGCUGACGACAAUCAGAAUGACACUCCUCAGCCAGAAGAAAGCGAUGAAGAAGCUCCUGCUCCUAAAAAAGCAGCGAAGGGGCGAAAGAAAGCCGCGCCGAAGAGAAAGAAGGUGAAGGAAGAAAAUGAGUCGGACUGGUCGGAAUCCGACAAGGAAGAAGAAAAGCCCAAACCAAAGGCUAAAGCAAAGAAAAGAGGUGCUAAGAAAGAAGCAGAGGAGAAAGAAGACGAAGCUCCCAAAGGCCCACACGUCGAAGGCACCUAUCUCGACGACGGAACUCUUCAAAUUGAAAUAACAGAGGCGAAGAAAAACCGCUUCAAUGAAGAAUACAAAGAAACUCCGGAAGAGCGACAGCAGCGCGAGUGGGCAGCCUACAUGAGGUCGAUUAUUAAUCGUGAGAAGCGAGAGCACUCUCAAGAACGACACCGAAUCGAUCUUUUGGUCCACUUGUGGCUCGGUCUCAGCUGGGACAAACACAUUGAUUGCAAAUUUCUUCAGGCGAACAUCCUAUCCAUGCUGCCCAUUGACGCCAACGUCGAUUCUGAAGCUGACCUCCGCCGACUCACAGUCGCGAUGAACAGCUCCUUCCAUUUUCCCGCCGCUCCAGCCGAUUCCGGCAUCCCUAGCCCCCACGGCGGACUUCUCCUUCUCGACCGAGCUCUUCAGCGAUACAAUUGCGAAGACCCUUGGUGGAAGAACAAAUCGAUCACCUAUCAGUACUUCCUCCGAACUUGCCUCUUCGUCGCUGCGGUACGAUCUGUCGGUGGAAUCGCUCGUCUUGUCAUCGACGGACGAAUUCAUCACCACAAGCCGCAGUCCGAAAAACAGCUCAAGGAGGGAAAAAAGAAGAAUGAAGAAAUCCGCCGAAUGGUUUCCAAACACGAGUCCUCCGUCAUUCUCAACAGCUGGUGCGAAGUUUUCAUCGGAGAAACCUGGCUUCCGGUCAUUAUCAAGGAGAACAGAUUCGCAGUUGUGGAGACGAAAAACGUCGAAGGGUUCCUCUACUGGCCAGUGAAGUAUUGCAUGGGCUUCGACGGAGGUGUUCGGGAUGUUACUGCGCGAUACGCAUCAAAGUGGCUGGAAGACACCAAGAAGCUUCGCAUCAAAUAUGUGGAGAAAAACACCAACUACUGGAAGGAAACAUGUGAGAUGUUCCCCUCGCGAAAUAAGCACUUGGAAACUGCAGAGACAAAAGAGAUGAACAAGAAUCUCAAGUCUGCGCCAAUCCCGAAGACGAUUUCUGCCCUCAAAGGUCAUCCUCUCUACGUCUUACGUCGUCAUGUCCUCAAAUACGAAUGCAUCUAUCCCGAAGACACAACACCUGUCGGACAGAUCGAAUUGAAAUCAAAGGGAGAAAUCACAUACGAAGACAUCUUCCCUCGAAAAGCCGUCAAAAAGCUUCACACCAGAGGAACAUGGCUCCAAAAUGCUCGAGUCGUACGCGACGGAGAAGUUCCAAUGAAAAUGGUUGCCAGCUGGAUGCAAAAUAAAAAGGCUGGCAACGACGCUGGUGCUAAGAACUCUCCUCUUUUCGGCGAGUGGCAGACUGAUUGGUACAAAGCUCCUAUUGCGAAAGAUGGUCUUGUCCCCAGAAACGAUUUCGGAAAUGUUGAUUUGUAUCAGAUGUGCAUGCUUCCAAUUGGAACGGUUUUUCUCGAGGAUUUGGACGACUUCGGAGUGUGCUCUCGAGUCUGCAGAAAGCUUGGAAUCGACGCGGCAAAGGCCGUUGUCGGAUUCGAUGGGAAGAAGGGAUACCCUAAGAUCGGCGGCUACGUCAUUUGCAAGGAGUACGAGCAGACAGUGCGAGAUGCAUAUGUUGAAGCUGCCGGUAUUUCGGAAGAACGCGCUCGACAGAAAUCUCGCAGUCGGGCGAAGAAGAACUGGCGAAAGCUACUCGCUCUCUAUUUCGCGAAAAAGAAGGUUGAACGACUCUUUGCUGGACGAGAAGUUGAUCCUCAACUUGAACGCGUUAUUAUGAAGGGCCAGCGUCGAAAGAUGGAUCUCGAGGACGAAUCAUCCGAUGAAGAGAUUGAAAAACUGGAGAAAAAGGCCUCCGCAACGACCAAAAAACGCGCUCCAGCGAAAUCAAGCGGGCGCGGACGAAACAAGGACGAUGACGAUACAAUUGAAUCGAUCGAGUCUGAAAACGAAGAGCCCGAAGCCUCGUCUGACAGCUCCGGUGAAUCAGAUGACGACUCUCCGCCAGCAAAGUUGACGAAGAAGUUGAAGCAGCAAGUCGCAAAGACAGUUAUUCCACGAGAGAGAAGCUCUCGCCGCGCUAAAGCUGCCCCAGCCAAACCGGUCAAGUACGAAUUCAGCGGUAGCGAAUCUUCUGAGUUCUCGGCUGAGUCGAAUGAUGAAGACUGGGAUUAA